AUCGUCCUGCCCCUGUCCCUUCACCAUCCCUGUCCCCUCACUGUCCCCACACUGUCCCCAUGCCCACGCUCUCCCUGUCCCCUCACUGUCCCCAUGGCCACGACCUCUACAGUCCCUCACUGUCCCUGUCCCCUCAGUGUCCCCACACCCUCACCAUCCUGUCCCUGUUCCCUCACCAUCCUUGUCCCCACACUGUCCCCAUGCCCACGCUGUCCCUGUCCCCUCACUGUCCCCUCACUGUCCCCUCACUGUCCCCGUGGCCAUGACCUCUCCAGCCCCACACCAUCCCUGUCCCCUCGCUGUCCCCACCACCUUGUCCCUGUCCCCACACCUCCCUUUUUCUCCCCCCACCCCUUUUCCCCAGAGCAUCCUGAAGCUGCUGGUGUCGGGCGCGGGGCCGUCGCGCACGGGGGUGCUGAUCCCCAUCCCGCAGUACCCCCUCUACUCGGCCGCCAUCGCCGAGCUCAGCGCCGUCCAGCUCAACUACUACCUGGAGGAGGAGCGGUGCUGGGCGCUGGACGGGGCCGAGCUGCGGCGGGCGCUGGACGAGGGGCGUCGGCACUGCUGCCCCCGCGUCCUCUGCGUCAUCAACCCCGGCAACCCCACCGGACAGGUUCAGAGCCGGCAGUGCAUCGAGGACGUCAUCAAGUUCGCCUACGAGGAGAAGCUCUUCCUCAUGGCCGACGAGGUGUACCAGGACAAUAUCUACGCCGAGGGCUCUGCUUUCCACUCCUUCAAGAAGGUGCUGUUUGAGAUGGGGCCGCCCUACUCAGAGGCGGUGGAGUUGGCCUCCUUCCACUCCAUCUCCAAGGGCUUCAUGGGCGAGUAAGUCCCAUCACCCUGCCU
Messenger RNA from Athene cunicularia (burrowing owl), 846 nucleotides. RefSeq names its product alanine aminotransferase 2-like. The record is from RefSeq and is a predicted model, not a curated record. Bases 263 to 829 code for a protein of 188 amino acids. Gene Ontology annotation, molecular function: L-alanine:2-oxoglutarate transaminase activity; pyridoxal phosphate binding. Lineage: Eukaryota; Metazoa; Chordata; Aves; Strigiformes; Strigidae. Gene Ontology annotation, biological process: biosynthetic process. The transcript is spliced from 3 exons.